AUGGUGUCUUUGAAGCUUCAGAAGCGUCUGGCCGCGUCCGUGCUCAAAUGUGGCAAACGUAAAAUCUGGCUCGACCCGAACGAGUCGAACGAGAUUGCGCUGGCGAACUCACGCCAGAACAUUCGUAAGCUUGUAAAGGAUGGCUUUGUCAUUAAGAAACCGCAGGUGAUCCAUUCGCGUGCUCGCUUUACGAAGCGUAACGAAGCGAAACGUAAAGGUCGUCACACUGGUAUCGGUAAGCGUCGUGGUACGGCGAAUGCUCGUCUACCAUUCAAGGUGAUUUGGAUGCGUCGUAUUCGUGUCCUUCGUCGUCUUUUGCGCAAGUACCGUGAAGCUAAGAAGAUUGAUAAGCACAUUUACCAUGAGCUAUACAUGCGUAGCAAGGGUAAUCAGUUCAAGAAUAAACGUGUGCUUAUGGAGACCAUUCACAAGAUGAAGGCUGAACGUCAUCGCGAAAAGACACUCAAGGAACAGUCGGAGGCCCGUAAGGAAAAGGCAAAGCUUGCUCGAGAGCGUAAGGCGAAAAAGGCUGCCGUCCCUGUUGUGGCUAAGAAGGAGUAA
This is a messenger RNA of Peronospora farinosa, 561 nucleotides long. The record is from the annotation of a GenBank genome assembly. Lineage: Eukaryota; Oomycota; Peronosporomycetes; Peronosporales; Peronosporaceae.